AUGUCUUCUGCACCUUCGGAUCUUUCGCUCAGUCCAGAUCAGAGAUACGAUAAUGAUCAGAUGAUCAUGGCUUGGAUCGCUGCUUUGGUGGCAGAGGGAUGUCCUCCUUUUGCCAAUGAUCACGAAGUGCAUUGUAUGAUUUAUAAGGCUGGAUGGAAAGAGUUUGAUAAGGCAUUUGGAUCUCAUCCCGUCGAGAUGGCAGGUGACAUGGUUCACCAAUUGGAGGAACUACAUGGACUUCCGAUUUAA
Messenger RNA from Sclerotinia sclerotiorum 1980 UF-70, 249 nucleotides. RefSeq lists its product with no specific name. NCBI's taxonomy places the organism in Eukaryota, Fungi, Ascomycota, Leotiomycetes, Helotiales, Sclerotiniaceae. The record is from RefSeq and is a predicted model, not a curated record. The transcript has 3 exons. Bases 1 to 249 code for a protein of 82 amino acids.